This is a messenger RNA of Dovyalis caffra, 1446 nucleotides long. The record is from the annotation of a GenBank genome assembly. Lineage: Eukaryota; Viridiplantae; Streptophyta; Magnoliopsida; Malpighiales; Salicaceae.
AUGGGGUCGGAGCAGAAUAGAUUCCCUCAGCAGCAGCAGCAGCAGCAGCAACAGCAGCAGGAACAGCGCAAGAGAUGGGGAGGAUGCUGGGGGGCAUUGUCUUGUUUCAAUGUGAAUAAACGUGGAACGCGUAUUGUCCCUGCAUCUCGUAUUCCCGAGGGCAAUGCAUCAGCAGCCCAGCCAAAUGGACCUCAACCUGUUGGCCUACCCAAUCAAGCUACAGCACUAGCUCCAUCACUUCUAGCUCCCCCAUCUUCACCUGCCUCAUUCACAAACUCUGCUCUUCCAUCAACUGCUCAGUCUCCUAGUUGCUUCCUUUCUUUAUCUGCCAACUCGCCCGGGGGUCCUUCAUCCACAAUGUAUGCCACUGGACCUUAUGCGCACGAAACCCAACUGGUUUCUCCUCCUGUUUUCUCAACCUUCACCACAGAGCCAUCUACUGCUCCUCUUACACCCCCACCAGAGUUGGCUCACUUAACUACACCCUCUUCGCCAGAUGUUCCUUUUGCUCAAUUCCUCACGUCAUCUAGGGAUCUAAAAACUGCCGAAAAGAACAAUUACAUUGUUGCAUCUGAUCUUCAAGCAACAUAUUCACUCUAUCCUGGAAGUCCUGCCAGCAGUCUCAAAUCACCAAUUUCUAGGACUUCAGGUGACUGUUUAUCAUCAUCUUUUCCUGAACGAGAUUUCCCUCCACAGUGGGAUCCAUCAGUUUCUCCCCAAAAUGGAAAAUAUUCAAGGAGUGGAUCUGGCAGGCUUUUUGGGCAUGAGACUACUGGUGCCUCCAUGGUGUCGCAAGAUUCAAAUUUCUUCUGUCCUGCUACGUUUGCACAAUUUUAUCUGGACCAUAAUCCACCAUUUCCUAAUACUGGUGGGAGAUUAAGUGUUUCCAAGGAUUCAGAUGUUUAUCCUGCUGGUGCGAAUGGACACCAGAACAGGCAUAAUAAAAGUCCCAAGCAAGAUGCUGAAGAAUUAGAAGCAUACAGAGCAUCCUUUGGGUUCAGUGCUGAUGAGAUUAUCACUACUCCUCAAUAUGUAGAGAUUUCUGAUGUAAUGGACAACUCAUUUAGCAUGAAUCUUUUUACUUCAACUAAAUCUACCUUGGAAGAAAGUAUGGAAGCAUCAUCACCAAAUGAGGGCCAAAAAGCACAUGGAAACUUGCCAAAACAGAACAGCCUUAAAUUGAAAUCAGAUCUUGCUGGUGGGGGAUGCUGUGAAGUGUCUUUCUCAUGUGAUAGAUAUGAAGACCCUAAAUCAAGAUGGCAAACUGGGAAUAUUUCUGGAUCAAGUACUCCCGGUAAUCAUGAUGAAGACAUAUUCUCAAAGAUGGCAUCAUCCAAAAUCAGCAGGAAAUAUCAUUUGGGAUUGUCGAGCUCUGAUGCAGAAAUUGACUACAGGAGGGGAAGAAGCUUAAGAGAAGGCAAAGGAGAUUUCGCAUGGCAUAACUAG